This is a messenger RNA of Oncorhynchus masou masou (cherry salmon), 4018 nucleotides long. RefSeq names its product zinc finger protein 883-like. The coding region runs from base 248 to 2137 and encodes 629 amino acids. Gene Ontology annotation, molecular function: RNA polymerase II cis-regulatory region sequence-specific DNA binding; DNA-binding transcription factor activity. The transcript is spliced from 2 exons. Gene Ontology annotation, biological process: regulation of transcription by RNA polymerase II. The record is from RefSeq and is a predicted model, not a curated record. NCBI's taxonomy places the organism in Eukaryota, Metazoa, Chordata, Actinopteri, Salmoniformes, Salmonidae.
UCAUAAACAGCUCGUCAACCACUUCGGCAGCUUGCUAGCCAACAUAGCCGAAAGAUUCAAGCUAUUUAGACGCUUUCGGUCUAUAUUAGCUACCGUGUUUUAGACACAACUCUGUCGUAUCUACAUGUUAACCUAUUUAAUUUAAUAUUACGUUAUUUUGUAUUAGUCAGCUAUAGUAGCUGGCUGGUUAAGUUAGCACUAGUCUAGUCGCUAAUGAUAGCUAGCUUGCUAGCUAACAUCCCCGAACAUGAGCUUCCUAAACUUCUCUUCUCCUGCUAAAGAAGAGGCGGUCUGCUGGACGGAGAAAGAAGCUCUGGGGCUGAACAUUGUCGUGAAAGAGGAGAAGGUAGAAGAGGAUGUCACAGUUAAAAAACAAGUAGAGGGUGAGGCUGUUACAGUGAAAGAAGAAGAGAAAGAUGUUUCAGUGAAAGAAGAGGAAGGCGCGUUCAGAGUGAAAGAAGAGGAUGUUACUGUGAAAGAAGAGGAAGGGGAGGAUGCAGUUUUUGGAGUGAAGAAGGAAGGAGAGAUUACUGUCACAUUGAAAGAUGAAGGGGAGAUAGGAGAUAUGAGUAACACCAGAGAGAGACAUGACUACCGUGGGUCCUCUGGGGAGCCUCAACAACCUCAUGAUGCUGACAAGGCAGAGAAGAGUCUCUCCACAUUAGAAAACCUCAAGAAACACCCGCAGAGAUCCACAGGGAAGAUACCUCACUGCUGUUCUGACUAUGGGAAGAGAUUCACCUCAGCAGGCAUUAAGAUUCAUCAGAGAAUCCACACAGUAGAGAAAUCGUAUAACUGUACUCAAUGUGGGAAGAGUUUUACUCAUUCAUCCAGCCUGAUAUCACACCAGAGAACACACACAGGAGAGAAACCUUAUAGCUGUACUCAAUGUGGGAAGAGUUUUACUCAUUCAUCCAGCCUGAUAUCACACCAGAGAACACACACAGGAGAGAAACCGUAUAGCUGUACUCAAUGUGGGAAGAGUUUUACUCAUUCAACCAGCCUGAUAUCACACCAGAGAACACACACAGGAGAGAGACCUUAUAGCUGUGGUGAAUGUGGGAUGAGUUUUACUCAGCAAAGCAGCCUGAUAUCACACCAGAGAACACACACAGGAGAGAAACCGUAUAGCUGUGAUGAAUGUGGGAAGAAUUUUGAUACAUCUAGCCAUCUUACUGUACACCAAAGAUCACACACAGGAGAGAAACCGUAUAGCUGUACUCAAUGUGGGAAGUGUUUUUUUACAUCUAGCCAUCUGAAGAUACACCAGAGAAUACACACAGGAGAGAAACCUUUUAGCUGUACUCAAUGUGGGAAGAGUUUUUUAACAUCAAGCCAGCUGAAGAUACACCAGAGAACACACACUGGAGAGAAACCAUAUAGCUGUGGGCAAUGUGGGAAGAGUUUUACUCAGCUAAGCAACCUGAUAUCACACCAGAGAACACACACAGGAGAGAAACCGUAUAGCUGUGAUCAAUGUGGGAAUAGUUUUACAAAGUUGUGUAAUCUGACUCUUCACCAGAGAACACACACAGGAGAGAAACCUUAUAGCUGUGCUCAAUGUGGGAAGAGUUUUUUUACAUCUAGCCAUCUGAAUAUACACCAGAGAACACACACAGGAGAGAGACCUUAUAGCUGUGAUCCAUGUGGGAAGAGUUUUACUCAGCUAAGCAGCCUGAUUUCACACCAGAGAAUACACACAGGAGAGAAACCUUAUAGCUGUACUCAAUGUGUGAAGAGUUUUACUCACCUAAGCAGCCUGAUAUCACACCAGAGAACACACACAGGAGAGAAACCAUAUAGCUGUGAUCGAUGUGGGAAGAGUUUUACUCAGCUAAGCAGCCUGAUAUCACACCAGAGAAUACACACAGGAGAGAAACCUUAUAGCUGUACUCAAUGUGGGAAGAGUUUUACUCACAUAAGCACCCUGAUAUCACAUCAAAGAACACACACAGGAGAUAAACCAUAUAGUUGUAAUGAAUGCGGGAAGAGUUUUGUUCAAUCUGGCAAUCUGACAGUACACCAGAGAACGCACACAGGAGAGAAAUUGUACAGCUGUAAUGAAUGUGGGAAGAGUUUUGUUCAAUCUGGCAAUCUGACAGUACACCAGAUUACACACACAGGAAAGAAAUCUUGAGAUAAUCUGAGAACUCUGAUCAAGUUUUAUCUGAUCAAGUAAUAGAAAAUACAUACAUGGAGUGGUUUCAUGAUAUCAAGUAAUUCAUGUCACAAUGUGGAAUGUUAACACAUUGUAGUAGGAGUAUUUUAAUAUUGUCACAAUGUAGAAGCCUAAUCAUAUGCCCCCUUAUCAUUUGAUUUCAACAUGAUAUGGAUAUUAGCCUCAGGGGGAAAUUCCAGGCUCUGAAUUGGAAGAGUACUAUUGUGAUUUAACAAAAAAAUGUACUAACAAAAAAAGAGUUUUGUUACACUUGAAUAAAAAUGCAACACUUCAAAAUGUAGCAAGCUGUUUUCUACAAAUUGUCCUCUCACCAGGGAUGUACACAUUACUCCCAGAUUCCGUGUGGUUUUUGAGCUGUUAGUUUUAACAGGAUGUCCCUCCCUCUCUCGGACGAUAUGAGUGAUGACAAGUAAGUGUUGCGUUUCUCUUAGUGUUAUGGACCCAUAAACUCAAAAUGUAGCUGACUGUCUUUUGCAGGUUGUCUUCUAACCAGUGAGCUAAAAGAUAUCUCCCAUUUCCAUGUGUUCUUUUUUAGUUUCAACAGCAAGUACAACCUGAUUUCCCCCCUAAUCGAUAUCAGUGAUUUAUUGCUGCUUGUGUCCACGGUGAGGACAACUUGGUUUCUGAUUGUCUCAAGGUUGGGCAGUCAAAACGAUUUGUGUUUUGUGUUUAGCCAGUGCGUUCCAUGGAUGACAAAUUAUUUUGAAUUUCCAUAUUAGAGAUGAGUUUUGUUUGGGCUUGCUCCAAGGGGACGAGAGUUCAAGAAGCAAGUGAGUUUUAGGAAGGGAAAAAUACACUUUUUUUUCUUGUUUGUAAUUGUUGACUGCCAGUAGACACCAUGUUUAUAUUGGUGAAGGUGAAGCAUUAUAGUUGAUUAUAAUGUAAAAUGGAAGUUGUUUUCUGUUGGUGGUGCGCAUUCUCUUCAUUAAUGUGUUACAGUCUUUGGUUUUUCCAUUUAUGUUUUGAGGUUGGACUUCAGCACUUAUAGCUCGUUAGCACGGCCAGCUCGUUAGCACGUUGGACGCACUGAUUGGUGUCACCUCGUUAGUCAGUAUGUGUUACACCUGUGCUGGCUUGUCCAUCUCGUUAGUGGGAAGGUGUUUCACCUGAGCUGGUCCAGGUUCUAUUGAAGAGUGUCUGGCCCAGUGCUCCAGUUAUCUUGAUAGAUGUUGAAUGUCAACACAUUUAGUUGCUCCAUUGUUUUUGUUUACUUCCUGUCUGUAAGUUUGGUGUGAGUUAUUGUUUCCCUCUUCUUGGGCAGAUUUAGUGUGUCUUUUACGUCCCAGUUGUUGUUACUAGUCAACUUUCAGUGAACACUGAGAGCAAAACUGCAACAUUAUGUUAUAAUGCUUUUAUUGGAUCAAAUAGUUGUUUUUUGCAACAUAAUAGAGUGUUCUUAACUAUUGCGUCUGUAUAUUCUACUGAGGAUGGUCCUCUGGGGAUAACACUGACAGGAGCUUUACAAUGUCUUUUGGGUGAUAAAACCUAAAGUGACCGCAUUCCAGAGCAUGAGUUAAUGUUUCUGUUCAGGGCCAGACCCUGGUCUCUACACAAAGAGUACUGUUUUUACAGCAGAUACUGUCUCCUGUGAAUUAUAAGUAGCUUUCAUGCCAAUCUUAACCUUGUGACCCGUUCUAUAUGUCUAUUAUUGGUCUUGUAGGUUGAAAAGGGUUUAUCUUGGCUAUAAAAUACCUUUGUACUUUUGUCUCGUGGCUCUCAACAAAUAAUCUGGGGGUGAUUUGUCGACCAGCCAUCAUUAUCGUAGAGCACUCAAUUGAUUCACUUUAUAUGUGUGCGUUGUAUUGACCUGCUCCCUUAUAAGUGAAUAAAGAUUUAGUU